Molecule: messenger RNA, 1012 nt
Organism: Moneuplotes crassus
Lineage: Eukaryota; Ciliophora; Spirotrichea; Euplotida; Euplotidae
Source: the annotation of a GenBank genome assembly
CAUUGAUCAUUUUGAGAUGAAGCAAGACCAGUUCUACCAAGGGGAUCUCUCCCCAUAUGUCUAUAAGACUAGUCCAAGAAAGAGGCAUGCUGUUGAAUAUACUAUCAAGAGAGGAAUGCCAAGAAAAAGCUCUUCUGUCUUAAGCGACAUCAAGGACAAAGAUCUCUUCCACUCCAAGCUUGACUACAUGAAUUAUAGUUAUGAGUAUCGGAAGGAGUGGGCUAAGAAGAACUGUAGAAGUAAUAACAAGUCGGUUAUUUUCCCUUCAACUACCCUUGACUUGAUCAAGAGCAAAUACAACAAGGACAUUCCUAAUGCAGAUUUUGAGAAGUUGAUUGAAAAUAAGCUCCCUUCAGAGAGAUCCUAUGAAAAUCGUAGCAGGUCUGUUAUGAAAAGCUAUUCAUCAAAGAAAAGUAACAAUCUUUUCAAAUUGAUCGAAGGUCCCAGUUGAAAGUCUCAAUCAACAGAAAGGUUAGCAUUUAAAGUAUCAAGGGAUAAGUUCCGUGGGUUGCAAGACUACAGUUUUAACUCAGGUGCUUCUUCGAUCCAAAUCCAGAAUUCAAAACAGCGUUCGGCCGGUUCAAAGAUGAAGUUGUUACUCCCAUUUACCAAAUCAUGCAUCAUGCGUAAAUAACGAAUUUCUCAAGAAGAAGACUCGUGAGACUUUGAAAUAAGAUCUCUGACAGGCGGUUUUCUAUAGCUUUUCAGCGUAAAAUGGAUAAUUCUGAAUACUACCAGAAUGAAAGGAAUAAGUUCAGAGAUCAGGUCAAGAAAAUUUAUGAAAAAGAAAUUAAAGGCUGUGAGGGGCUAGAGGCUAGAACAAACCAAUUUCAAAUAAAACUGAUAGAAAUGCAUCAAAAAAUUGUAAAACAAUUUAAAGACACAGAGAAAGUCCUUAACUUUGAAGAUGUAAUGUUCGGCUACAACAGAAUCGAAAACUAACCCCCUAAACUCCUUCUCAAACCCUCCUAAAUUCCCCAAAAAAAACACAAAAUUCUCAAAAAUUAACUUU